AUGGGCUUCGAUCCGAUACGGCCGGAACGUAUACAGGCUGUCUAUCUCCCGGCAUGGCUGAUUGAUGCUGUAAUCGACGCAGAGUGGUGGUGGCAGGAUGGAGCAGAAGGUGACCAGACAACGCGGCGAACCGCGACAUCGUUUUUUAAGCAGUCGUAUAUGCCAGGUUUUAUUCAUGAACCAUUGUCUCGCAUAUCGCUGAACUCCCUGACUUUUGAACCUUCUGAGACUAUUCCCUUCUCUGAGGAUUUGCGGACUCAACGCGGUUCGGAGGUUCUGUGUUUACCAUUUGAACUCACGCCAUUACAUCUUAUUGCUGCGACCAAGUCGCUGUCGUAUCAACAGGCUACGGUUUCCGAACGUCUACGAUUCGACCCCCCAACAGCCCGAACCCCUCUGUUUGCGGCAUACCCUGUUCUCAUACCAGUCUAUAUUGCGCAAUAUGAAACGGUUAAUCUCGACUUUGUUCCCGACAUCAGCCGAGAGGAUCGCAUGUUCACGGUUGUAAUUGAGGCUCAUAGGACAAAUGGGCGUAUCGUGGCAGAGAAUCGGGACAAGAAACUUGUUCGACGCCUGAUCGCGAGUGAUCCCUCCCCAUCCAAGUUCCUCAUGAAUUGUUUCGACAUGAUUCCUGAUGACGAAUUCUGGUGCAGCGAUGAUAUUGAUCCAGAUUUCAUCCGCCAUUUCGUCCAUGCUGGGAUCCCUCUGGGAGCCAAAAAGAAAGAUUAUACAAUAGUGGAACGAUGGAUUGACAAUGCGGCAUCUACGAAAGGCGCGCUCAAAAAUUAUCGCUCGCAAUUCUUCGGAGACACUGUUGCAAUAGACUGGGAGGAUCCACGCAUUGUCGAAUACUCCAAAGAUGAAGUUGAAGCAAAUCGGGGAUGGAUGCAGCUCACGAGCACAACAAAGAUGCUCGCGGACAUCCUGAAAACGCUGAGUGGAAAUUUAGAUGCAAGCAGACGACACGAUGUAAUACAGCCUUUGCACGGAAAUAUACCAGGCUCUGGUGACGAUGCGGUCAAAAAUCUCACCAAACCCACCCAGACGCUAGAGGCUAUGCAGGAACAGUUGAAUAUUCUUGAUAAACAAAAACAGGAGACGAAGCCAAAGUGGAUGAAGGAAUGGGAACGUAGAUCAGCUGAAAGUCCUAACGUCCGGGAAGGUAGUCGGAAAGAGGACAGAACAAAUAGCCAAUAA
Molecule: messenger RNA, 1197 nt
Organism: Fibroporia radiculosa
Lineage: Eukaryota; Fungi; Basidiomycota; Agaricomycetes; Polyporales; Fibroporiaceae
Exons: 7
Coding region: 1-1197 (398 amino acids)
Source: RefSeq, a predicted model, not a curated record